Cryphonectria parasitica EP155 is the source of this 990-nucleotide messenger RNA. RefSeq lists its product as uncharacterized. The transcript has 2 exons. Gene Ontology annotation, cellular component: nuclear exosome (RNase complex); cytoplasmic exosome (RNase complex). The record is from RefSeq and is a predicted model, not a curated record. Gene Ontology annotation, molecular function: RNA binding. NCBI's taxonomy places the organism in Eukaryota, Fungi, Ascomycota, Sordariomycetes, Diaporthales, Cryphonectriaceae. Gene Ontology annotation, biological process: exonucleolytic trimming to generate mature 3'-end of 5.8S rRNA from tricistronic rRNA transcript (SSU-rRNA, 5.8S rRNA, LSU-rRNA); poly(A)-dependent snoRNA 3'-end processing; CUT catabolic process. The coding region runs from base 1 to 990 and encodes 329 amino acids.
AUGAGCAUAGGCGGCAGGCCAUCCAAGCGCGCAAAACACUCCAGCGACAUUGUGACGCCAGGCGAGGUCGUCACUGACGACACACAAUACAUGAGAGGCCACGGGACCUACACCGUCUCCAACACAGACACGACAGCCAUCACCUCGUCCCUGGCAGGCGUCGUGACGCGCACCAACAAGCUCAUCUCCGUGCGGCCCCUGCGAGCGCGCUACACGCCCGAGGUAGGCGACCUCGUGGUAGGCCGCAUCGUGGAGGUGCAGUCGCGGCGGUGGCGCGUCGACGUCGGCUCCACACAGCUCGCCGGCCUGCCGCUGUCGGCCAUCAACCUGCCCGGCGGGAUCCAGCGGCGGCGCACCGAGACGGACGAGCUCGCCAUCCGGUCCUUCUUCGCCGAGGGCGACCUGCUCGUCGCCGAGGUCCAGCAGAUCUACCCGGACGGCGGGGCCGUGCUGCACACCCGCAGUCUCAAGUACGGCAAGCUGCGCAACGGCGUGUUUCUGACCGUCAGCGGCACGGGCGGCGGCGGGGGCGUGGUGCGGAGCCGCAGGCAGGUGUGGACGAUGCCGCUGGGCACGCUGGGGUCCGGUGCUGGGUCCGGGGCGGCCAAGAUUGAUGUCGUGCUGGGCGUCAAUGGGUAUGUCUGGAUCAGCAAGCACGUCGAGGAUGCGAGCCUGGCGGCGGCAACAGCGGCGGCGUCGUCGUCUGCAGGUGGGGGGGUGGGCGCGACGAACAUGGAGGACAUCGUGAGCCAGGCUGUGUACAGCAGCCAGAACGACUACAUCGAGGUGGAGGUCAUGAGGGAGAUUACGAGGAUCAGGGGCGUCAUCACGGCGCUGGUGGAGAACGGGCUCAGGGUGGAUGAGGAUAUGGUCAUCAGAGGGUACGGCGAGGCGUUGGAGAUGGCGAGGAUGUCCCUAGAGGGCGAGGAGGAUACGUAUCUGGGUGGAGAGAAGGGACAACAGCUGGCAGCUAUACUGGUGGCGAGAUAG